AUGCCUGCUUUUAACAUCGUUGUUUUUGGUGGUGACCACUGUGGUCCCGAGGUUACUGUUGAGGCUGUCAAGAUCCUUCGCGUCCUCGAGAAGCACCGUGAGAAUGUCACCUUCAACCUCCAGGACCACCUGCUUGGCGGUGCCUCCAUUGACGCCCACGGUACUCCCUUGACCGAUGAGGCUCUCAACGCUGCUAAGAACGCCGACGCCGUCCUCCUCGGUGCCAUCGGUGGCCCUAAAUGGGGUACUGGUGCCGUCCGCCCUGAACAGGGUAUCCUCCGCCUCCGCAAGGAGAUGGGCACAUUCGGUAACCUCCGUCCCUGCAACUUCGCCGCUCCCUCCCUGGCCGAUGUCUGCCGUGGUGUCGACUUUAACAUCAUCCGCGAGUUGACCGGCGGAAUCUACUUCGGCGAGCGCAAGGAAGACGACGGAUCCGGAUUCGCCAUGGACACCGAGCCCUACUCCCGUGCCGAGAUUGAGCGUAUCACUCGUCUUGCCGCUAACCUGGCUCUUCAGCACAACCCUCCUCUCCCCGUAACAAGUCUGGAUAAGGCUAACGUCCUGGCUACUAGCCGUCUGUGGCGUAAGGUUGUCACUGAGGUUAUGGCGAAUGAGUUCCCUCAGGUUUCGAUUAACCACCAGCUUAUUGACUCUGCUGCUAUGAUUAUGAUCAAGAACCCUCGUCAGCUGAACGGUAUUGUUGUUACUAGCAACCUGUUCGGUGAUAUUAUUAGUGAUGAGGCGAGUGUUAUCCCUGGUUCUUUGGGUCUUCUGCCUAGUGCCAGUUUGACUGCUGUGCCCGAUGGAAAGACCAAGGUUAACGGUAUCUACGAGCCUAUUCACGGCUCUGCUCCCGAUAUCGCCGGCCAGGGUAUCGUUAACCCCGUUGCUGCUAUCCUCUCCGUCGCUAUGAUGCUGCAGUACUCCCUCGGCAUGCUCACUGAGGCCAAGGUCAUUGAGAUGGCUGUUAGCAACGUUAUUGAGGCUGGUGUCCGCACUGGUGACAUUGGCGGUAAGGCUACCACCGCUCAGGUCGGUGAUGCUGUUGCCGCUGAGCUUGAGAAGCUGCUCCAGUAA
Messenger RNA from Penicillium malachiteum, 1077 nucleotides. It is a transcript of the gene leu2A, whose product is annotated as 3-isopropylmalate dehydrogenase LEU2. Gene Ontology annotation, biological process: L-leucine biosynthetic process. The transcript has 7 exons. Gene Ontology annotation, cellular component: cytosol. Lineage: Eukaryota; Fungi; Ascomycota; Eurotiomycetes; Eurotiales; Aspergillaceae. Gene Ontology annotation, molecular function: 3-isopropylmalate dehydrogenase activity; magnesium ion binding; NAD binding. The record is from RefSeq and is a predicted model, not a curated record. Bases 1 to 1077 code for a protein of 358 amino acids.